AUGAAGGCCGCCAGCAUGCCCUACAACAGCGACGAGAUCAGCCACGCCAACGAAGAAGUGGCGACGAAGGCGGCGUCGAAGGAAAUCAUCGGGAAGCUGGUGGAGGCGACGCAGACGUUCGACCUGGAGGCGAUGGCCUACGGCAUCCAGCAGGCCAUCGCCAUGCAGCUGAGCGACGCGCCCGAGGUGGUCGAAGCCGAGAAGCUCCUCAAGCAGGCCACCACCGCCAAGCUCGCCCUCCAGAGUGCACUCGAAUCGUCGGUCUUGGACGAUCUCGAGCUCGCGGUGGCGCUCGCCCGCCCCUUCGCCUUCCUGGCCGAGGACGUUGCGCGGGCCGAAGCCCUGGGCAAGUCCAUCUACGAAAACGACAUGGAUGCUCGCGUGGCCCUGUUCUUCAUGGAGAGGCCGAUGCUGGACGCCGUCUACGACAAGGCGCACGCCACCAAACUAGAGAGCAACCUCAUCAAGGAGAUCCGAGAUGCCCUGAGCCUCGACCCGACCAAGUUCAUCCAGCUGCAGCUC
Molecule: messenger RNA, 522 nt
Organism: Acanthamoeba castellanii str. Neff
Lineage: Eukaryota; Discosea; Longamoebia; Acanthamoebidae
Product: high molecular weight form of myosin1, putative
Exons: 5
Source: RefSeq, a predicted model, not a curated record